Molecule: messenger RNA, 537 nt
Organism: Prorocentrum cordatum
Lineage: Eukaryota; Dinophyceae; Prorocentrales; Prorocentraceae
Source: the annotation of a GenBank genome assembly
AUGGAGGCCAUCAUCGAGCUCAUCUUCAAGAAGGCCCUGGCGGAGCCGCACUACUGCGAAACCUACGCCGACAUUGUGUUUGGGCUGAGGUCCGCGUUCCCGGAGUUCCAAUCCUCCGGCGACGGCAAGCCGAUGACGUUCAAGUCCUCCGUCCUCAGCAUCUGCCAGCACGAGUUCGAGGAGCUGCUCCGGGCGCCCGGGCCCUCGGAGGACGAGCAGGCCAGGCUGGACCCAGAGCAGCUGGAGUGCCAGCGCCAGGAGCGCCGCAAGCGCAUGCGCGCCAACAUGCGCUUCAUCGGGCACCUGUUCUUGCGCCAGCUGCUCUCGGCCAGGGUCAUCGGCUCCGUGCUGUGCGAGCUGACCCUGGUGGAGCGACCCGACACGCUGCCGGAGGAGCAUGCCAUCGAGUGCGCGUGCGAGCUGCUGAACGCCACCGGCUUCACGCUGGAGUCGCUGCCCGCGGGGCACGCCGCUCUCGCUGCGGUGUGCGGCAGGCUGCAGGCGCUGAGUCACGCGAAGGCGGGGCCGGGCUGGUGA